AUGUCCGUACCUAAAAUAAUCCGACCAACGCCUCGCCGACCUAAUAAGCUCGCCUCAUGUCAUUCUACACCUCAAGACGAAAUCCCGACACGCUCAAGUUCAACUAUAAAUUUAACAUCCUCAACGUUGCGGGGAAUCUGCUUUCCAAACAACUAUGAGCCAGAACAAGAGUGUAGCAUUUUUGAUAAGGAUUCGAAUUCCCAUGUUUGCGCCAGGGGCACAACUUUCCACAUACCCAACGAGCGGAACUGCUCACCAAGUCUAGUAAAAACAACAAGAUCUGUGAGCGCAGGAUGGAGAAUAUUAUUUCUCUUUGGAAUAGGUGUAGGCUAUGGGCUCAUCAUUCAACAUAUCCACAAUGAAACUCACUCCAAGCCCUUGCAAGCUGGUUGUCUCAUUCAGUCAGGUACAAAUUGGAAGUACCUGACCUUUUGGGGAAUCUCAAGCUUAGGACUUGGUAGUCUUCUACCGCUAUUCGAUAGGGUAUUUUUUGAAAAUAGUAGUGCACCUUUGAUAACCAUCGACGGGCAGGACUUGAAGCUGAAUGAAUAUACGAGAAAUGAGACUAAGAGUGUUUUGGAUCAAGGCUGGACACCUAUUGUUAGGAGCAUGGGUACAUUUUUUGGAAUCGCUUUUGCUAUUCGCAAGUCACCUUGGUCUUCAACCCUUCAGGCUUCUAUAGCACUUUUUCUGGCAGAUCCAGUUCUCUGGUAUCUCAUCGAUCGUUCUCGUCCAGGCUUGUUCCUGUCUUUAGCAGUCGGCGCAAUAGGCACUGCUCUAUAUAUCAUCUCCAACUCGGUUAUUAUGCUACCAUCUGUUCCCUCCAAUAUAGCAAGGGCUGAUGGUAUGAUCCAAACUUAUACAACUAUAAUACCAGGGAAACUUACAAUUGGUUGGGAUAUGAAAGACGGUCUUGACACAUUAAUUUGGGUUUUAAGUGUCUUAUUCUGCAGUUGCAUAUGCUUUGGAAAUAUAGGACGAAGACUUGCGGCUAGAAAAAAUUAA
Molecule: messenger RNA, 1005 nt
Organism: Blumeria graminis f. sp. triticale
Lineage: Eukaryota; Fungi; Ascomycota; Leotiomycetes; Helotiales; Erysiphaceae
Source: the annotation of a GenBank genome assembly